AUGACCAAUGCGUUUCCAGGACAUAUCUGCCCCACGCCAUAUCAAAUUCUGGACCAUAAGCAAGGACAGCUUUACACCAAGGCUAGAUACUACCAACUUGUCAAGAUAUAUCACCCGGAUACUGGUCGAUGCACAAGCAAGGAUGAUUCUUACGGGGUGAGGCUGGAAAGAUAUCGGCUGGUGGUAGCGGCACAUACCAUCUUGUCGGACCCGGUCAAGCGAAAUGCCUACGAUAAACUGGGGGCCGGCUGGACUGGGAAAUCUAUGAGCGAGCAACAGAGCUGGGCUCAAUCCGCCACAUAUCCACCUCCGGGACCUUUCAAUCAGAAUUGGCACAACGCCGAUCCCAUCUGGCAGAACGCAACGUGGGAGGACUGGGAACGCUGGCAUGCCCGACGUGCGGGUCAAGAGCGCACAGAACCAGUCUUGAUGAAGAACGGCUACUUUGUGACAUGCGUCAUCAUCCUGGCGGCCUUUGGUGGAACGAUGAAUUACAGUCGAGCGCAGGACGCCGGGACAUAUUUCAUCGAGCAGAGAGAUUUGGUCCACGACCGUGCUUCCAAAGAACUUCGACGCGUGAGGCAAGACAAGUCGAGCGUCAAUUCACGACAGGACCGCAUCGAUUUGUUUGUGAGGCAGCGAGAGGCGACCAUGGGUCUCGCUGCAGUCGAUGUCGAAGCUGUGCGAGAGGAACAAGCAGCACGAGUCCUGCAAAAUCCAGAGGUUUGCCGCAGCGAAGAAGUCCGGGUGGAUGAUUGA
This is a messenger RNA of Dissoconium aciculare CBS 342.82, 759 nucleotides long. RefSeq lists its product as uncharacterized. Bases 1 to 759 code for a protein of 252 amino acids. The transcript is spliced from 2 exons. The record is from RefSeq and is a predicted model, not a curated record. NCBI's taxonomy places the organism in Eukaryota, Fungi, Ascomycota, Dothideomycetes, Mycosphaerellales, Dissoconiaceae.